Molecule: messenger RNA, 877 nt
Organism: Phyllotreta striolata
Lineage: Eukaryota; Metazoa; Arthropoda; Insecta; Coleoptera; Chrysomelidae
Source: the annotation of a GenBank genome assembly
UGACUACAAAGUCUGGUAUCAUCGUCCAGAGGUCACAGUGAACGUUUACAGUAAACAAGAAUCGUUGGUCCUUAGUUCGAGCUCGAGCAUCUCACCAUUGCCAUUAACAGACGUUUAGGUUCCUGCUAUAAUCGGUCAUUUUCUCUUAGUUAACGCGCGUUCGCAGGCCGGUGAAAAAUGAGUUUAACCGAGUUAUUAGGUAAAAAAUACAAAUUGUCUACCAGCGAUAACUUCGAUGAGUACAUGAAGAAAUUAGGCGUCGGAUUCGUAACCCGCAAAGCCGGAGCUGCGGUCUCGCCCGUGGUGGAUUUGCAAAAGAACGGCGAUGAGUACGUUUUAUCCUCGGUUUCUACCUUCAAAAACGUGAUUUUGAAGUUCAAGCCCGGCGUGGAGUUCGAUCAGGAGACUCCGGACGGGCGCAAAGUCAAAUCCACCAUCACGAUCGACGGCAACACGCUGCACGAAGUCCAGAAGGACGCCGACGGGAAGUCUACCACCAUAGACAGGACGUUUUCCAAGGACGAAGUGAAAAUGGUACUAUCCGUCAAUGAUGUCACAGCCACUCGAGUGUACAAAGCCCAAGCCUGAUUUAUGGAAAAUUUAUCUAUUAUCUAACUUUGCCUGCACAAUAGUGUAGGCAAAUAAAAAUUUUUUACUAAUUAAAUUAAAAUAAUUUAUGACUUUUUUUGUUAUGUACCGGAUAUUAUGGAGAACACAAACUGUGAAUUGUGAAUAAAUGUUUAUUAAUAUUCGUAGAAUUAAAAAUUAAUGUCUUUAACUGGGUUGUAUUAUGUUUUGAUAUUUAAUAGUCUUUUCCAGUUAAAGUUCUUGUGAAUUGCAUUCAUAAUUUGUUAAAAUAAACCUGAGAAAUAUCUAA